This is a messenger RNA of Leptopilina heterotoma, 2064 nucleotides long. RefSeq lists its product as uncharacterized. The transcript is spliced from 2 exons. The record is from RefSeq and is a predicted model, not a curated record. The coding region runs from base 206 to 1645 and encodes 479 amino acids. NCBI's taxonomy places the organism in Eukaryota, Metazoa, Arthropoda, Insecta, Hymenoptera, Figitidae.
UUAUCUAAAUUUAGUGCACCUGUUUUUUACUGUUUAAGUAAAUUUAAAACGUAGUGAUAGUUUAAAAAUUAAAUUUGCUGAAUAAAGUCUCAAGCAAAUAUUUUGACUCUUAUUUCUGUUUAUUGGAUACCAAAGCUGUUUGGAUUAGGUUCCUCAAACAUUAAUACGUCAUUCUUUUCAAGAGUCUAUAAAUCAUUGAGUAAUCAUGAUCAGAAUUGCAAUCAUCCUCUUACUAAUUCCAUUGAUGAAAAGUGAAAAAUGUCUACUAAAUGGUAGUGACAUUUCAACAUUGGAAAAUUCUUUUAAUACAGCGACGGAUUAUAUGAAAAAGAGUGCUAUACAUGGAGAAUCAUUAAUUUGCAUAGGCACUUCAAGAGCUGGUAAAAGUACAUUUAUUAAUUAUUUAAUAGGCAAUAAAUUAAGGAGUGUACGAUUUUCGCGAUUUGGUGAAUUUAAAAUAAUCAAAGCAGACAAUGAAUCCAGUGGACCGGAAAUUGGUAUUGGACCAACAUCAAAAACUAAAAUUCCCACAAAAUGGACAUCAAUUAAAUUGCCCAAUUUAACUAUCUGGGAUACUCCCGGAUUUGAAGACAACAGAGGAAUAAUACAGGAAAUCACUAAUUCCAUGUAUUUCUAUAAUUUAAUGAAAAAUGUUAAUUUACCAAAAUUUAUUUUAAUCAUCAAUUUUGGUGACAUUCAUCAUGACAGUAAUACACCACUUUUAAGAGAUUUAAAUAUUCUUGAACAGUUUUUUGGUGAUAAGUUUAAACAUUUUUUUUCACGUAUAACAGUAAUUUUUUCCAAAGUACCCUUCAAACUGUAUAAUAACGAAGUUAAUAUCACAGUGAUCCAAAGAAUGUUGAAUGCAAAAGUUGUAAUAAUUAGGGAAAUAUUGUCAAAUGUUUUAAAAAAAUUUGUUGAUUUUUUAUUACGGUGUAGAGAUCGUAUUGCAAUUUUUAGAUUAGCAAAUACAACCAGUAAUAUUGGUUACGAGUUUGGUUUAAAUAUUUUUCAAUCUAUUAUAAACUCUGAAAACGUACAGGGAAAUUCUGUUCAGAAUGUGGGUCAAAGUAUUUCUGAUACAACGAAAUAUUGCUUUUUACAAUACAUAAAUGGACAUACAUCAUUUCAGAAACUUUAUGAAUUAUGGACCUCAUUGCAGAUUAAAUUGGUGGAAAAAAUUACUAUCUUUAUCAAUUUAACCAAGAAUGGCGAUAAGAAUACAACAGAAACUAUGAUAAAGAACUUAACUAAUAUUUAUGUUCUACUAAAUAGUUCUAGAAUAGAUGAAAAUGAUAUAUUUAAAAAUUUGGAACUUUUACAAACCGUUGAAGUUAAUCUGAUGGAAAAAAUUGAGGAAAGUGAUACAAUAAAAAAAAUUGAAUUUAAUAUAUUCGCUUCUAAUUUAUUAACAUUAAAUGAAAAUGAAGAAUUCAAUUUGAUUAUGAAAAUGAUUAUAAUGUCUAUGCGAGAAAAGAUUAAAGCAUCUAUUUCUGAAAUUUCAAAUUUCCAAUCAUUAAUUCAAGAGAAGAAGAAGAUCAUGGAAUAUUCGAAAAAAUUAGAAAAAGAUAAUAAUACAUGGCAUAUAAUUUUGUAUUGGCUUAAAGAUUUGUUUGAUGAUAGCAAUAAACCUAGUAUGGGAUAAAUAGGAAAGUAGUCCUUCAAUCGAAAAUGAAAGCCUAAUAUAUUUUCUUAUUUUUAUGAUAAUAUAUUAUAAUAUUUAAUAUUGAUUUGAUUUCAUUGUAAUUAUUAAGUAUAGAAUUAAUGUAUCGAUUCUGUAACAAUAAAAAUUUUGUUAUUUCACUAUCACAAGAAAUUCCUGUGUUUUCAUUCGAUACACCUGUAACAUGACAAUUGGUUGUCUAAACAUUAAAUUUAGUGAUAUUUUAAAUAUUAAACAAUAGAUACACAAAAUGAAGAAAAUUGCAUAAUUUCUAAAUAUUUGAAGAAGCCACGUACAUCUUUUGCCACGUUGCAUAAAAUUUUAAAUAUAUGCUAAAUGUGUAAAUUUAUCUGAUUGCACCAGUUUUUUUUUAUAACGCAAAUAAAUUAAACAUCAAGAAA